AUGACUACUCUAUCCACAGUUCGAGGCCGUGAGGCCCUUGCGUGCAGCACGGUCUUCACCACUCUGGCCACAGUCCUAGUGGCCGUUCGUAUCUACACCCGAGCGUUCAUGGUGAAGCAGAUGGGAUCGGAUGACUAUGCUAUCCUAGUUGCCUUGGCUUUCUCAUGGGGGUUCUACGGAUUGUUCGUGGGUGAGGUUUACCACGGUAUGGGUGCCGACUACGAUAUUAUCCCCCACAAGACCUACAUUAUUCAGAUGCUGUGUUUCUGGGCCUCCGUCCCAAUCUAUCAGACUAGUCUGAUUUCCACCAAAAUGUCGAUUCUCCUCCAGUACCGACGAGUCUUCUCCACAACGCCUCGCAUGCGAUUGGCUUGCAACUUGCUCAUCGGCUUCCUGGCUGUCUACGGCACCUGGACAAUUAUUAGUGCCUGGGCCAACUGCGUUCCUCUCAAGAAGUUCUGGGAUCCUUCAGUCCCGGGCUUUUGUUUCAAUAAAGAAGCACUGUGGUUCUCGAACUCGGCAAUCCACAUCCUGACCGAUCUUUUGAUUCUCAUCUAUCCUAUGCCUGUCAUCAGGUCUCUCCAAUUGCCGAGUAGACAGAAGCUUGCUUUGAUGGGCGUCUUUGCCCUAGGUGGAUUUGUUGUGAUCACCAGUAUCCUCCGCUUGAAGAGUCUCCUCGUCAUCUCUAACUCCAGCGAUCCAACACACGACAAUGUCGGUGCUGCUGAGUGGUCUGCUAUCGAGUGUAACGUCGCAAUCAUCUGCGCUGCCCUCCCAAGCACACGAGCCCUUCUAUCCAAAUUACUCCCCCAUAUCUUCUCCACGCGGAGUAACGGCUACCGCAGCAAGACACGACCGUCGCGCACUGGCCGGAGCGCCCUUACUGGCACACAUACCAACGUACAAGCAUCCGUCAUCGGAGGGCGUGACCUCGAAGACCCAGCGUAUGAUCUGGAGAAUCUAUCCCCAAGUGGCUCGUCCUAUGAUGGUUUCUCCAAGGAGCAGGAGUCUAAGGCCGCGCUCAACGGUAUCAAGGUUACGACCUUUGUGACGCAAGAGACGGUUUCUACACCGGCUGACAAUAAUGAUUCUGCGAGUACGAAGGACUUGGUUCAUACUCAUCGGGAGAGUUUCUGA
Messenger RNA from Penicillium pulvis, 1137 nucleotides. RefSeq names its product putative integral membrane protein. The transcript is spliced from 5 exons. Lineage: Eukaryota; Fungi; Ascomycota; Eurotiomycetes; Eurotiales; Aspergillaceae. The record is from RefSeq and is a predicted model, not a curated record. The coding region runs from base 1 to 1137 and encodes 378 amino acids.